UGCAGCAGGACCCAGUAGAGCAGAGAUUCUUAGCUUGGGUUGCCUACUGGAAUCACCUGGAGAGCUUUCAAAGCACUGGAGCCUCAGUCUCUGAGGUUGUGUACAAUUGGUAUGGGGUAUGGCCUGGACUUUGGUGUUUUGUAAGCUCCCAAGUAAUUCUAAUGUGCAGCCAAGGUUGAAAAUCUAUACAGUAGAAGUAAGUUAUCAAUGCUUCACAGGUGCUAAGAGGACACAAAGAGAUCACACAGGAUCUGGUGGCUUAGGCACUGAGGGCUGGCAAGAGGGCUGGGCUGGGAGUAUGGAGAGACUCCGGGGCCUGUGUGAGAGGAGACAGACUGGGUGUCCCAGGCCAGGUGGAAGGAGCGGUGGGAGGGACUGUUGUGCUGGGGGUGGAGCCAGCUAUUGGGUGGGCGCCCUCAGGGCCUGCUCAUUGCCGGGUUCUGGUUCUGUCCUGUGCAGUAAAGCUCUGGUUUGGGUAACUUUGGAUUUUCCCUUUGGAGCUUGGGACCAAGGAAAGCACAGAGCCUGGGGGAGUCAGAACUGAAGACUCCAGCCCCAGCUCAUGGGCUCUCUACCUACUUUUCCAGCAGACAGUUCCCUCUUCCCUUGCCUGUCCCCCUACCCUAGACCCGGGAAAACAUGAAAAUGCUUCCAGAGGAGACUAUGACCUAAGCUUAUACACACUUUCUAAAAUAUUCAGUCCUGGGAGGGGCUGGUCUGGCAGUCCCAAGCCAUACUUUGAACACAGCCUUGGGCCCCCUGGGUGAGAGGCAUUUCCUAUGCUCUGGUUGAAGGGGUAGGAGUCUUUGGGCAAUGGGGAUCUUGACUUAAAAAAAAAAAAAGUACAACGUGAGAGCUGCGAGUUAAGUUUUAUUUGGGGCAAAAUAAGGACUGCAGCCCCGGGGGGACAGCGUUUCAGAUAACUCUGAGAAAUUGCUCCAGAUUAUUGUUAAAGAAAACCAGAUAUCUCAAGGAAUUUAGCGCUUUUCUAUGUAUGGGAAGAUGCAAGAGUCUUGGCUCACUGAAAUCAUUCAUUUGCUGUGCACCUCAGUUAUCUGGGGCCAGUAGCCUGACACAUCCUGGGUUUCCUCAGGGUUCACCACAGGGAGUGGCCGCAGUCUGAUGGCUGCUAGGUGGCAGGUGUUCUUUUCAGCCCUGAGUUUCCUCAGCUCACGUUGGAGGGCUGCAGUCGUUGACAACUGUGACAUCCUUUGUUUAUUGAUAUGGCAGGAAAUAGUUCAUUUCUCAGGGAGACAGGAGGAGGAGGAAGUUGAAUUUUGGCAGUGGCACCCACAUGGACUGCUUUAAUCCCACCAAAGGCCCGUCAUGGCCCUCAGAAUGAAAUCAACAAGACCUUCAAAUCCCAGCUCUGCCCACUGACUUCUCCAGCCCUCUGUGGCCUCCCCUUCUCCCAGUCAUUCUGAAAUUCACUGGGUCCUUGAACACAGUAUUUUUCAAAUGUAGGUAAAGAGCCACUAGGGGGUCUUAACAUUAAUUUAUUGUAAUGAGUUGAGAGUAGAAAAGGGUAAAAGGAAAAAGUAGGCAGAACUAGAACGGAGUAGAAAACAUCCAUCACAAAGGUAAGUCAGACUUUUGUUCUGUUUGUGCACAAAGGAGCAUGUGUGCAAAGUAUAAUGUACAGUGUUUCUUGCUGUAGAGCAGGUAAAAGUCUUUGCACAUUGCAAUCCCUUUUUGGGAGUAAGAUUCUGUCUAGAAGGGCCUUCUUGGCAGGUCUUCCUUUGGACUGAAUUAUUCGCGCUCUGCAAUUGCCGUAGCAUGCUAUACUUUUUGUGCACCGAGCACACUUUAAAAAAAUGAUUUAUUCAGUUGCCUGUCUUCUGCGCUUGCUGCAAGCUCAAUGAGGGCAGGGACCAUGUUCACCUAUCCUGGCCUCUGUCAUUAGAGAAAGCACUUGUGUUGAGUGGCUGAGUGAUAAACCCGGGUUCAGUUUCCAACUGUUUGUGUUCUUAGACAAGGUCUCUUUUUAUUUUUUCUGAUUUUUUUGUCUGAUUUAUAUACAGAAAACUUGAAAGAAUAGAAUAAUGAACACCCUAUAUAUCCUCCACUUAGAUGGACAGUAUUAACAUUUUUCCAUAUUAGCUUUCUAUCUAUAUGCUUUUUUUCUGAAUUAUUUGAAAGUAAGCUCAGAUAUAACCUUCACCCUAAAUACUAUGGCAUGUGUCUCCUAAGAGUAAGGUCAUUCUCCUACAUAAUCGCAACAAUAUUAACAUACCUAAGAAAAAUAAUUUAAUUCCAUAAUACCAUCUAAAAUGGACUCUGUAUUUAGAUUUUCCCUAGUUGCCCCAAGAAUGUGUUUUAUAGUUAGAUUAUUUCAAAUCAGAAAAAAAAAUCAAGGGUCACAUUACAUUUGGCUUUAUAUCUCUUUAGUUUCUUUUAAUCUAGAAUAGUUCCACUUUUUUUUUUUUUAAUGACAGUGACUUUUGGAGGAGUCAAGAAGAGUUAUCCUUUAUAAUUUUCUACAAAAUUGAUUUCCUUGUUUUACUCCGGUGGUAUUUAGCUUCCUUCUCGCCCCCCUGUAUUUUCUCUUAACUGAAAAGAGGUUUAGAGGCUUGAUGACACACACCGGUGAAUACCUCACAGGUGAUGUCUCCUUCAUACUGCUAUCACCUCAAGAGGCACACGAUGUCAGAUUAUUCCACCCCAAGUAGUGCUGUUUGUUCACUUGUUUAAGGUAGUGACUGCUAGAUUUCUCCUAUGUAAAGAUAUGUUUUCCUUUUGCAGUUAGUAAUUUGUGAGGACGAUAAACUCCAGCACCAUGUGAAGAAUCUGUUCCUUUAUAGCCUAAUGUUUUUAGUAAUCAUCCAUGAUCCUUUAGCAACCAUCCACGUGAUAGUUUGGGCAUGUUCUUAACCUGAAACUCAGUUUUUUCAUCUGCAGCCUGGGUAUAAUAAUGCCCAUGAUUUGGAUUUGAUGUGUAAGAAAGUAUGACGAUGCUGUCACGGUCUGCCAUAACUUCUCCCUUCUUCUGAGAACAUCUUUUAGAAAGGUGUUCUAAAGAUGUUCACUUCCUUUUAGAAAGUUUGUAUGCUGCUCCAGAUGAGUGGUCCAGAUCGCCGGCUUCUUAGAUGAUCCUACCUGCCUGGCCUCUGUGGGGCACAGCUGAGUCAUCUUCUUUGGCCAGAGUGGAAUGAGCUUUUGACCAGAGCUGAGCCAAUCAGAAUGCUUCCCUGGGAGAUUUCCAACCAAGUAGGGGUGGGAAUAGGGUGAAGAAGGUAUUCUUUUUCCCUCAGGUGGCUAAAUGUGAGGAUGUGAGUCUGGAAGUUGACUGUGUCCCCUGCCGCCUGGAGGAUGAUAGCCUAUGGGGUGGAGGGGAUCAAAACCAUCUGUCUGAGAUCAGGGCAGAGGGGGUCUCCCUGGCCUGGCUCCAGGCCUCCCCAGCUGUACUCUGCCCUGCCCCAGCUAAGCCAAUAAAGACCCUGUCUUGCCUGAGCGCUUACAAAUCUGGGGCUGAACCUUAGGACAGAUAGAAUCCUGACUAGUAAAAGGGGCUUUGCUAUGCCUCUCCCAUGAUAGGUGAUUCAAUAAAUUAGUGGUUCAUCAGCUCUCAUCCCUUCCUGUUGUCUUUGAAUAUGUGCUGGCCCUAGCGAAGAGGUGUGAGGAGGUGGCAGACAUGGUCCUGGCUUUUUAAAAUCUUAGGAGUUACAAAUGCGUUUCCUUGGUGGGCGUAGACUCAAAGCAAGGGGGGGCUGGUGACUUAUCCGGCUCCAAGUGUGGCCGCUCUUGCCACUCGAACCGGCCCCCCAGCCCCACCCCCAGGGCCAGGAGCCAGAGUGCCUGUCUUGGAAGAGCCUAAGUUUAAAAGUUUAAAACCAGCCCACGUGGUGAGAGGUGCAGUCAGCCUUAAGACGCGAGGGCAGAGAAGAGCGGAGGAAUAUGAGAAAACUGAUACCCAGGAAGGAGAAGUAACUCACCCAAGGUCAUCCUGCUGGUGAUGGCAGAGCUGGAAGCCGAAUUCAGAUCCGCGGACUUAAGGUUGCUCCAGCCCCCACUCUGUUCCGGGACUGCGGACCACCCCGGAGGCCAGGUUUCCCCAGCCGAGGGCCAGUUACCAAGAGCCUGCGAGUUCCUGUCUUUUUUCAUCCCUGAUUCUCCCCAUUGGCCUAAGCUGGGCAUGGGGCGCCCAGUGAUGCUGACAUUAGAGGACAAAGACAUGAAGGGGUUCACCUGGGCCAUAGCCCCUGCCUUGACCUCCCUGGGCUACCUGCUUAUACUGCUGGUCUCCAUCUUCCCCUUCUGGGUUCGUCUGGUGAAUGAGGAGUCCCAGGAAGUGUUUUUCAGUGGCCUCUUUGAGAACUGCUUCCAUAUCAAGUGCUGGAAGCCACGACCCUUACCUGUUUACAUCAUCGUGGGCCGUGUUUUCCUGCUGUCCGCUGUCAUCUUGUCUUUCCUCACCACCGUCGUCAUGGUGUCCUUUGCAUCUCGGCUCUUUCCGAGGACCCGGAAGCACAAUCUCGUGUCAGCCUUCAUCAGCUUCCUCACAGGGGCCUGUGCCUUCCUGGCCUUGUUGCUGCAUGCCCUGGAGAUCCGGAGUCUGCGGAUGAAGCCCAGCCCCCCGCAGUUCUUCGUGCAGUGGCCUUACUACGUCCUGGGCUUUAGCAUCCUUCUGUUCCUAGUGGCUGGUGCCAUCUGCCUCGUUCAAGAAACAGCCUGCCUUAGCUGUCAUUUGUUGCCCAUUUCCCAGAGUACUGAGGAGACCCAAGAGAUCUCGCACCUGGAAAACGUGGAGAGUUUGGGAGGAGAGCUGAGCUCCAUACAGAGGGAGACGCUGCUGAAGGAGGAAACAGUUAUCUAGACCAAGAUAGUCUGUGCCCUGCCCUUCAUCAAGCUGUGUGAGUGCACACGUGUCACUGUGUGUGGCUCCCCUGCCUCCACCAGUCUCUGCUACUUUUGAUGAGGCUCUUGAGUGUCAAAUCAACCCUCCACUUCCCCUACUCAAAGUGAUUCUAUCUUGCGUGUGUUUGAAAUUUGUUAAAAGUUUUCUGAAUUCUUCUGAGCUUUCUGAGUGAUUUUUUUGGACAAGUGUUUUCAAUAAAACGAUGACUACUGUCUGUUAAUCCAUGCCU
Molecule: messenger RNA, 5084 nt
Organism: Globicephala melas (long-finned pilot whale)
Lineage: Eukaryota; Metazoa; Chordata; Mammalia; Artiodactyla; Delphinidae
Gene: TMEM225B
Product: transmembrane protein 225B
Biological process (GO): negative regulation of phosphatase activity
Source: RefSeq, a predicted model, not a curated record